GUUCAAGCUUCAAGUUCAAGUUCUUCAAGACUUUACAAGAAACCUUCAAGAAAUCAGAUUAAAAGGUUUCAAUUUCAAGAUGUCAAUGAUGGUAAAUCGAUCGAGUAGCUUACGAUCAAUUCCAAAAUUUCAACUUUGGUCAACAAGCUAUCGAACAACAAGACUUUCUUCAAUCAUCAAAUCUAAUAAUCAAACUCAUUUCAGAUUGUCUUAUUCAACUAAACCUGAUUCACCUAUAAUUAUUAAUUCAUCAAAACCUUCGAUUCCUCCAAUACUUACAUCAUCACCAGGUUUGAAGAAAGAGUCUCAUAAACUUCGUACUUUUGCUAGAUCGGUGCUUUUCUUGGUUAUCUCGGCUUCGGGGUAUGUGGUUUAUAAGGCUUGGACAGAUCGUCAUCCUAAUGAACAAUUACCUCAAGAUUCAAUGAAGAAGACGAUUGUGGUUUUAGGUAAUGGAUGGGGUGCGACUAGUUUUUUGAAAGGACUUGAUACUGAAGAUUAUAAUGUGAUCGUGAUUAGUCCACGUAAUUUUUUUUGUUUUACACCUUUGUUACCUUCUGUGACAGUUGGAACAAUUGAAUCCCGAUCAGUUAUCGAACCCACAAGAUUUAUAACGCGACAUAAGAAACGAGAAGUGAAUGUUUAUGAAGCGACAGCCACCUCAGUCGAUCCGAUCUCUAAAACGGUUUCGUUUUGUGACGAAUCAGAAAUCAAAGGAGAGGUCACCUCAACAGUGAUCAAGUAUGAUUACCUAGUUUAUGGUGUGGGUGCAGAGAAUAAUACGUUUGGCAUUCCUGGGGUUAAAGAACAUGGUUGUUUUUUAAAAGAGUUGGAAGAUGCUGAAAAGAUUAGAAGGAAGUUGAUGGAUUGUGUUGAGACGGCUAGUUUUAAAGAUCAAGCUGAUCAUGAAGUGGACAGGUUAUUACAUAUGGUCGUGGUCGGUGGUGGUCCAACUGGUGUAGAAUAUGCAGCCGAAUUACACGACUUUUUAGUGGAUGAUCUUUCAACUUGGUACCCCGAGAUUGCAGGAAAAGUCAAAAUCACCUUGAUCGAAGCUUUACCUAAUGUUCUUCCAAUGUUUUCAAAACAAUUAAUUGAUUAUACGACUCAAACUUUCAUGUCAAAUCGAAUUGAAGUUUUAACCAAGACCAUGGUAAAGGAAGUAGGACCUAAGACGAUCAUGGCACAAAAUGAAAAGAAAGAGUUAAUUGAAAUCCCAUAUGGCUUGUUGGUUUGGGCUACUGGAAACACAUCAAGAGAUCUCACAAGAAAAUUGAUGGCUUCAUUACCUGAACAUCAGACUCAGAAGCGUGGUUUGUUGGUAGACGAUCAUCUUAGAUUACUGGGUGCCGAUGGAAUUUAUGCUUUAGGAGAUUGCACUGCAACCGCUUAUGCUCCUACGGCUCAAGCUGCUUCUCAACAAGGACAAUACCUUGCUAAACGAUUUAAUCAAUUAGCCAAGGUUGAGAAACUUGAACAACACCUAGAAGAUGCUAAACAAAGUUCGAAUGUUCAAGAAAUAGACUCGAUCACCAAGACACUUUCAAGAAACAAAUUAAGAGAAUUUAAAUAUUCACAUCAAGGAUCAUUAGCUUAUAUCGGAUCAGAGAAAGCGAUUGCUGAUUUACCUUUCUUUAAUGGAAAUAUCGCCACGGGUGGAGUGGCUACUUUCUUCUUUUGGAGAUCGGCUUAUGUUUCAAUGGUCUUUUCGUUUAGGAAUAGGUUUUUAGUUUGUACAGAUUGGAUGAAAGUCAAAUUAUUUGGAAGAGAUGUUUCAAGAGAGUGAUUGAAAUCUUAUAGCUAAAAGUUAGUGGGUGGGUUAGUAUUUUUUUUGGUUUUCUUUAAAUGAUGGCAAGUUUGUUUUUUUCUUUAUCUUUGAUAAGUUAUUUCCAAGAUAUACAGUAUAGAUAAGAGCGUAUAGAAUUAUCUGGGUUUUAGGUGAUUAAUUGGUUUCACAUAGAGUAAAGUAGUAGAGAUAGUGAAGAGAAAAAAAAAGAUUAAGAAAGCUUGGGUCUUUGAUCAUUUCUUGUUAUCAUUUUUGGUUAUGUUUUUUUUUCUUUCUUGCGUUAAUGAAAAUAUAUUUGAUCUUUUU
Molecule: messenger RNA, 2092 nt
Organism: Melampsora larici-populina 98AG31
Lineage: Eukaryota; Fungi; Basidiomycota; Pucciniomycetes; Pucciniales; Melampsoraceae
Exons: 7
Coding region: 80-1786 (568 amino acids)
Molecular function (GO): NADH dehydrogenase activity
Source: RefSeq, a predicted model, not a curated record